CAGAUUUGACAGCAGCCAGCGACGGAAAAACGCACUUUCGGUGAAAAAAAUUAAGAAACAUUUUGUUAAUUUAAACGCUUAGUUUUAGUGAAUUUCUGUGUUUGUGUAAAAUGUUAUAAUAUAACUAGAUGUUAACCGGAUUUGGCAUUGAUUAAGCUUACGGGAUAUGGAGGCUACAGUUUCUAAGGGCCGGGGAGGCGGGCUGGCGGCGGUCCUCGGCGUCGCCAACGUCGGGUCCUUUCUCGCCGCUCUCAACCUGGUCGCCGACCUGCACCCUUCAGAUAAGAUCACACCAAGACGAGGCUGCGUGCUGACACUCCUAGGCUUCGUGUAUUUCACAACGCUGUUUGAGCUACUAAACACGCUCGCACUGUCCACUAGUCUCCGACAAAAAUACCGGCUUAGUUGCGGCGAUGUCCUCGACGUUACCAACAAACUAGUGUCAGCGGUCCAAGCCGCGUUCUGCUGCAUCACGGGCGCCAUCGUGUGCCUGUGGUCGUGCACGCGCGACUUCGCGCGCACCUCUCACUUCGUGUCCGAGGCCUACGCGUGGUUCGGGGCCGCUUACUUCUUCUACGACAUCUGGUCCAUGUACUCGGUACACGUCCAAAUGACGAUUGGAGACGCCAAAGGCAAGCGGAAGACCAAAAACGGUUCACUGACCUCUGUGCCUGUCAAACAGGCGCCGUCUUUCUUCGCAUACUGCAAACAUGAGCCCGUGAUUCUGAUGCAUCAUCUAUUCAUCGGUGGUUUUGGUUUCCUAACUAUUGUGUACUUCCGCGGCGGGCUCGGCGACUGCGUGUUCGGCUUCGUGUACCUCAUGGAGCUCUCCACACCCUUCGUGUCCCUGCGCGGUAUUCUCUCAAGGCUCAAGAUGAAGUCCACCCGGGUCUACCUGCUGAACGGCAUAUUAAUGUUACUCACGUUCCUGUUCUGCCGAGUGCUAAGUCUGCCGUACGUCUGCCACAUGUACAGCAAGGCCGUGGGAAUGUCUUACUUACAGGCCGUGCAAUCGCUACCAACCGGCUGCAAGAUCUCCAUACUGAUCCUCCUGUUGCCUCAACUGUACUGGUUCUACCUGAUGUCGGCCGGCGCCCUUAAGGUGUUCCUCGCCAAGGCCGACGACAAGCGCAGUUUGGAUUUAGUGGUAUCCAAGAUGCUCUUCAAAACGGUCUUCUUAAUCGUGGGCUUAAGCCAGGUUCUGGCGCUGCCCACGGAGCCGGGGUACACCGAGGUGGACUUCAUCGAAAAUGUCCUCAAGGUCGAAGCUGGCUCCGAACUUGACGCUGAAACGUCAAUGUCGCGCAUCGUAUCAGGCUGGCAAGCGUACCCCGGCCAGCAUCCUCACCAGAUCUACCUCCGUAUGGUCAACGCAGCUGGUACCAUGAGCGCCUGUGGAGGCUCCGUGGUGCAUAAGAACUGGUUUAUUACCGCUGCUCAUUGCGCGGCACAACAAGUGAGACUCUUGGUCCGCGCCGGUCUCGUGAACAUCUUGCAGCCCCAAUAUGACUCGGAGACGACAGAGUGGUACAACUAUCCCACGUUCGUGGACGAGUUGGCGCAUAUCGUCCAGCCUGAUGACAUCGCCAUCGCACACGUCGACGAGCCUUUCACUUUCAGCCAUCUGCUGCAGCCCAUCCAGAUGCAGUCAUCAGCUGAUGCGUACAAGGACUACUCCAACCAGCAGGUCAUCGCUAGCGGCUUUGGACGUGUCUGGACAGGAGGUGCCACCUCGGAGGAACUCAACUGGGUGUACCUGACCGGGGUAUCGAACGCCCUCUGCUUCUCUACAUUCGGCACUAUCAUCACCGAAACCACCAUCUGCGCGAGGUUCUUUAAUGUCACCUCACAGUCUACUUGCUCGGGCGACAGCGGCGGCCCUCUAGUCCACGUGAACGACGACGGAGUCCCAAUCCUUAUCGGAGUAGCGGCGUUCGUGGCUGGCGGUGAAUCGGGCUGCCACGCCGGUCAUCCUGCAGGUUUCAUCCGCCUCGGACCUUUCCACAGCUGGUUUACCGAGAAGACUGGCAUUGAUUUCGAUAUCCUAGAAGAAGAUACCGAAGCACCACCUGAGCCACCAACUGAAGCACCAACCGAGCCACCAACUGAAGCCCCAACUGAACCACCAACUGAGGCUCCAGCUGAGCCACCAGUGACUGAAUCCCCAGAUUCCAACGAGUCCGGAGAAGACGAGUCAACGGAAGCACCAGAACCGGAAGAGGACAGUUCAGAGGAGAAGGAUUCCGAUGAAUCUGAUGAUGAUGACCGCGAAUUGUCUAAGUUCAUGAAGAAGUUGGAAGUCAAAGUCAACGUUAAAGUCAAAUUGAACAAGUAUGGCAGGAAACACAAAGUUCACGUUAAAAAAUAAAUGUAAACAUUUAUUAUUACAACUUUUAUAUUUCCACCAUGUACCUACUGUUUGAGUAAUGGAGUGUACCAAUUUGUAUAAAGUCUGCAUAUUGUAUAUUUUACAUUUAAAUAAAUAAUUGAGCAACUUA
Messenger RNA from Cydia strobilella, 2498 nucleotides. RefSeq lists its product as uncharacterized. Gene Ontology annotation, cellular component: membrane; endoplasmic reticulum. NCBI's taxonomy places the organism in Eukaryota, Metazoa, Arthropoda, Insecta, Lepidoptera, Tortricidae. Gene Ontology annotation, molecular function: serine-type endopeptidase activity. Gene Ontology annotation, biological process: proteolysis; lipid homeostasis. The record is from RefSeq and is a predicted model, not a curated record. The transcript is spliced from 17 exons. The coding region runs from base 167 to 2368 and encodes 733 amino acids.